AGCGCGGCGCGCCGAGCAGGACAAGCAGGCGGGCGGGCUGCUGCCUGGCGUUCGCCGCGCUGUUCUCCUUCCUCCGUUCCCUCCGCCCCCUCCGCCCCUCCGCUGGCGGCCGCGCAGCCUAGAGCCCGGGAAGCCGCGGCUCCGAGCCCGCAGCUCCGGCGUGGGGACCAGCACCGAGGAGGGGGCGGUGGGAGCUCUGAGACCACAGUCGCCACGGAGAGGCGGAGGGGGGCCCGGCCUGGGUAGGCAGAGCCGAGCGCGUAUUUGCGUGUGAGAGCGAGGGCUGCGCGGUGCUCGGUGCGGACACCGCCAGCCCCAGCCCUGAUCGCCGCAGCCCGGGAGCCUCCCGCCUGCGCCCCAGGGCGCGCGCGGAACAGCCAUGAACACCAACGAAGCCAAGGAGUAUCUGGCCCGGAGGGAAAUCCCGCAGCUUUUCGAGAGCCUUUUGAAUGGACUGAUGUGUUCUAAGCCUGAAGACCCAGUAGAGUACUUGGAAAGUUGUUUACAGAAAGUAAAGGAACUAGGCGGCUGUGACAAGGUGAAGUGGGAUUCAUUUGUAAGCCAGGAGAAGAAGACCUUACCUCCGCUCAAUGGAGGGCAGUCACGGAGAUCCUUUCUAAGAAAUGUAAUGCCUGAAAAUUCAAACUUUCCUUAUCGACGGUAUGAUCGGCUCCCUCCAAUCCAUCAAUUCUCCAUAGAAAGUGACACAGACCUCUCAGAGACUGCGGAGUUAAUUGAGGAGUAUGAGGUCUUUGAUCCUACUAGACCUCGACCAAAAAUCAUCCUUGUCAUAGGUGGUCCAGGAAGUGGAAAGGGUACUCAGAGUUUGAAAAUCGCUGAACGUUAUGGAUUUCAAUACAUUUCUGUGGGAGAAUUAUUAAGGAAGAAGAUCCACAGUGCCAGCAGCAAUAGGAAAUGGAGUCUUAUUGCCAAAAUAAUUACCACUGGAGAAUUGGCCCCUCAGGAAACAACAAUUACAGAGAUAAAACAAAAAUUGAUGCAAAUGCCUGAGGAAUUGGGCAUUGUUAUCGAUGGAUUUCCCAGAGAUGUUGCCCAGGCUCUAUCUUUUGAGGACCAAAUCUGUACUCCCGACUUGGUGGUGUUCCUGGCCUGUACCAAUCAGAGGCUCAAAGAAAGAUUACUGAAGCGUGCAGAGCAACAGGGGCGGCCUGAUGACAAUUUGAAAGCUACCCAAAGGAGACUAAUGAACUUCAAGCAGAACGCUGCUCCAUUGGUUAAAUACUUCCAGGAAAAGGGGCUCAUCAUGACAUUUGAUGCCGACCGAGAUGAGGAUGAGGUGUUCUAUGACAUCAGCAUGGCAGUUGACAGCAAGUUAUUUCCAAACAAAGAGGCUGCAGCAGGUUCAAGUGACCUUGAUCCUUCAAUGCUGUUGGACACUGGAGAGAUCACUGAUACAGGAUCUGAUUACGAAGAUCAGGGUGAUGACCAGUUAAAUGUGUUUGAAGAAGACACCAUAGGAGGUUUCACGGAAGAUUUGAGAAAGUGUAAAAUUAUUUUCCUGAUUGGUGGCCCAGGCUCUGGCAAAGGCACACAGUGUGAAAAGCUGGUGGAAAAAUACGGAUUUACACAUCUCUCGACUGGCAAGCUCCUGCGGAAUGAGCUGUCAUCAGAAUCUGAAAGAAGCAAAUUGAUCAGAAACAUCAUGGAACGUGGAGAGCUCGUGCCCUCAGGCAUCAUUCUGGAGCUCCUGAAGGAGGCCAUGGUGGCCAACCUCAGAAACACCAAGGGUUUCCUGAUUGAUGGCUAUCCUCAGGAAGUGAAGCAAGGGGAAGAGUUCGGACGUAGGAUUGGAGACCCUUGCUUGGUGAUCUGUAUGGACUGCUCGGCAGACACCAUGACCAACCGCCUUCUCCAGAGGAGCGGGGGCAGCCCGCACGCGGACGACAGAACCGCUAUCACCAAGCGCCUUGAGACCUACUACCGGGCCUCCAUCCCCAUGGUCGCCUACUAUGAGACGAAAACACAGCUACAUAAGGUGACCCAUGAGGCUUGCCAGCAGCUCGGGCCACAGAGGGGGACUGGAGGAGAAGCGAGAGAGCAGCCCGGCUUGGUUUCCAUUGGAGAUAAAUGCAGAGGGGACGCCAGAGGAAGUUUUUCUUCAACUCUGCACAGCUAUUGACUCUAUUUUCUGAAGGCAAAAAUGCAUGUAUGUUAAGGAGAGUGGAGACAGAGAAAAAUAUUAAAAGUUCAUCCCUAACACUGUGUUUCCAUUUAAACCUUUUGUAUGCCCCCCGCUCCCAAAUCCUGACAUUGCUGUUUGCUUCCCAGCUUGACCUGAGAGGUGUCUGGAAAUCAUGCAUGGUGUAUUUGGUGUUAUCCAACCUUUUCCUCCUAAGUCAGACAGCUGUCUGCACUCACAGCAGCACACUUUUCUAUCACCCCUGAGCUAAAUUAGUACAUGAACAGCAGUGCAGUGCCCAUCUGUGUCAGUUGUGCCUUCAGGACUUACUAGGGUCUGAUCAUUCAGUUCUACUCUCUGCAGAUAGGGAGGAGUUAGCAUCCCUAACACCCCGUCACAUCUUCCUUCCUCUUCUGAAGAUCUAUCUCUUGUUACCUGAUUAAGGCCCUUAAGAUGGGGGGCAGGCCUGGGCCUCUUCCUCUGGACGUUUCCUCAAGUCUCAUCCAGCUCAGAACUGAAGAGAUUGGGUUGACGAGACAACACAAAUUGUUCAUAAGAAAUUUGAUCAAAUUUGAAAAAAUGUGAUAAGAGCUUUUUUGUAUGUGAAAUUGUAUAGCUUUUCCAAGAUAGCAAAAUCUAGACUAGUCACCGGUAACAUUUCUCUAUGCAUUUCUAUGAUACUGGCUACUUGGAAUAGUGUCGCAUUGGCUAAGUGAACAAAUUGGAUAAAUUAUCUAAUAACCUAGUCUCUUCUAUACCUGGUGGUGCAUUUGGGGAAUUAUACGUUAAAACGAAUGACCAAACAGAAUUUAAAAGCAUGCGGUGGUUUGUUAUCACAUUCACUGGACUAAUGUCAACUUAUGGCUUUGGUUUUAAAUGAUUAUCUAUUUAGUUACCAAGCAAGUAAGAAAUAUAGUAACAAAACUGACGUGGGUGGAAAGGGCAUGUCGGUACACCAUGUUUAACAGAUACCAAUGCUGUAUUUGUUCCAUACAGGCCUUUUCCAGGGGUUUGCAAACCUUUUAUCCGUAUGUAAAAUUGUGUUUCCUCAAAUCAAACUGGUGAAGUUUGGUUUCUCUUUUGUGCUAUCAGUUGCCAAAUAAGAGUUUCUUAUAUAUUCUACUGGAAUAACUGCAUCUUCCAUUCAGUCACUAGAAAAGACCACAGUUUCCGUUUGCAUGAUUUUUUUUUUCUUCAAUGGUUGUGCAGAUAAGGAUCCAUUUCUGGGACAGAACUGUAUUUUUAAAAUCUUUUUUUUUUUCUUGAAAUGGAUAUG
Molecule: messenger RNA, 3416 nt
Organism: Delphinapterus leucas (beluga whale)
Lineage: Eukaryota; Metazoa; Chordata; Mammalia; Artiodactyla; Monodontidae
Source: RefSeq, a predicted model, not a curated record